AUGUUGCGUGAAGUCAAGCCCAAGAACCCCCGCACCGCGCGCAUCCUCAAGGCGCGUGAGCCCCAACUCAUUGAGGGCCCGAAGCGCACUCUUAUCCUGCACGGCACCAAAUGCCCGCAGGCGCUCGACACUGUCCUGAAGACCUUUCACUCAUUGACGAAGCCCAACUCCGUCCUGUUCCACAAGAAAAAUGAGAAUCUCCACCCGUUCGAGAACGUCGAGAGCAUCGAGUUUCUGGCCAACAAGAACGAGUGCGGUCUGGUCGUGUUCGGCAGCAGCAGCAAGAAGCGCCCCAACGCCGUGGUUCUUACCCGAAUUUUCAACUCCCAAAUGCUCGACAUGUGUGAACUUCUUCUUUUGCCCGGCACCGACGGCGCCAUUCCUCCCAUCAACGAGCUAGUCAUGCACGUUGGUCUCGGUUUGCGUCCCAUGAUGCUCUUCGCCGGUAGCCCAUGGGAGGACCCGUCCUCUUCGUCGCACGUCAUGCUCAAGAGCUUCUUCCUCGACAUGUUCAAGGGCGAAGAGACAGACAAGAUUGACGUUGAGGGUCUUCAGUACAUUCUUAUGGUCGGUGCCGAGGAGCCCCGCGAAGAGCUCAGCCCUAUCGUUCACCUCCGGUGGUACAAGGUUGUUACCAAGCGCAGUGGCCACAAGCUUCCGCGCAUUGAGCUGGAGGAGAUUGGCCCCAAGUUCGAUUUCAAGAUUGGUCGUAUGCGUCCUGCGUCGCCGGAGGCCAUGAAGGAGGCCAUGAAGCAGGGCAAGCGCCCCAACGUGGAGAUCAAGAUGAAGAAGAAUAUCACCAUGGACAAUAUGGGUGACAAGCUCGGUCGCGUUCACCUCGGCAAGCAGGAUCUCAAGGGUAUGCAGACCCGUAAGAUGAAGGGUCUGAAGCGUCGGGCCGGCGAGAGAGUCUGA
Messenger RNA from Penicillium maclennaniae, 915 nucleotides. RefSeq names its product rRNA-binding ribosome biosynthesis protein RPF2. The transcript is spliced from 2 exons. Bases 1 to 915 code for a protein of 304 amino acids. The record is from RefSeq and is a predicted model, not a curated record. Gene Ontology annotation, cellular component: nucleolus. Lineage: Eukaryota; Fungi; Ascomycota; Eurotiomycetes; Eurotiales; Aspergillaceae. Gene Ontology annotation, molecular function: rRNA binding. Gene Ontology annotation, biological process: ribosomal large subunit assembly; maturation of LSU-rRNA from tricistronic rRNA transcript (SSU-rRNA, 5.8S rRNA, LSU-rRNA).